AUGGAUGCCGGCCGGAGGAAGCUGGUCCCAUUCUGGGUUCUAGCCCUGGCCCUGGUUUGCAGUCAGCACACAGGCCAGGCCCAGCAGGACACUCUGAAAUCUGACCAUGCACGUCACUCUGACUUCUCUCUCCUUCAAGGACAUGAUGCUGCUCCACUCCAUGGGGUGACCCUCAUCCCACCUCUGAAGACCAUCCCUGUGGUACGAGCUCUCAACCCAGCACACACUGGGCGGGUGUGCAGCACAUGGGGAGACUUCCACUACAAGACCUUUGAUGGUCGAGUCUUCCGCUUCCCUGGUCUCUGCAACUAUGUGUUCUCCGCACACUGUGGAGCUGCCUAUGAGGACUUCAAUAUCCAGCUACGUCGUAGCCAGGAGUCUAAUUCCACCACUCUGAACAGAGUCACCAUGAAGCUUGAUGGACUAGUUGUCGAGUUGACCAAGAGUUCUGUAUUAGUCAAUAACCACCCGGUCCAGCUGCCCUUCAGCCAGUUUGGGGUCCUCAUUGAACUCAGUAAUGGCUACUUGAAGGUGGUGGCCAGGCUGGGCCUGGUCUUUAUGUGGAAUGAUGAUGACAGUCUCCUGCUGGAGUUGGACACCAAGUACACCAACAAGACUUGUGGUCUCUGUGGAGACUUCAAUGGCAGCCCUGAGUUCAGCGAGUUCCUCUCCCACAAUGUUGUACUGACACCUCUUGAGUUUGGGAACCUCCAGAAGAUGGAUGGCCCCACAGAGCAGUGCCAGGAUCCCCUCCCUGUGCCCCAGAAGAACUGCUCCACCAGAUAUGGCAUCUGUGAAGAGAUCCUGAAAGGUCAGCUGUUCUCAGACUGCUCAGCCCUGGUGGACAUCAGCAGCUACCUGGAGGCUUGCCGGCAGGACCUCUGUCUCUGUGAGAGCCCUGACCUGUCCAGCUGCAUCUGCCAUACCCUGGCUGAGUACUCCCGGCAAUGUGCCCAUGCUGGAGGACAGCCCCAAGACUGGCGGGGUCCCAACCUCUGCUCUCAGACGUGUCCCCUCAACAUGCAACACCAGGAAUGUGGCUCACCCUGUGUGGACACCUGCUCCAACCCCCAGCGCUCGCAGGCCUGUGAGGACCACUGUGUUGCUGGCUGCUUCUGCCCUAUGGGGAUGGUACUUGAUGACAUCAACCAGACUGGCUGUGUCCCUGUGUCUCAGUGUGCCUGUCUAUAUAAUGGGACAUCUUACGCACCGGGUACCAAUUACUCUACUGACUGCACCAACACAUGCUCUGGAGGUCGGUGGAACUGCCAGGAGGUUCCUUGCCCUGGCACCUGCUCAGUGCUAGGAGGUUCACACUUCUCCACAUUUGAUGAAAGGCAGUACACAGUGCAUGGGGACUGCAGCUAUGUGCUGAGCAAGCCCUGUGACAGCAAUAUCUUCACUGUGCUGGCCGAGCUUCGAAAGUGUGGACUGACAGACAGUGAAACUUGUCUGAAGAGUGUGACACUGAGCCUGGGUGGGGGACAGACGGUUGUCAUAGUGAGAGCCACUGGAGAGGUCUUUGUGAACCAGAUUUAUACCCAACUUCCAGUGUCUACAGCCAAUGUUACCCUCUUCCGGCCUUCAACCUUCUUCAUCAUUGCCCAGACCAAUCUGGGUCUGCAGCUUGAGAUCCAGCUGGUGCCCAUCAUGCAGGUGUUCGUGCGGCUGGCACCUGAGCUCAGGGGUCUGACCUGCGGGCUCUGUGGGAAUUUCAACAAUAUCCAGGCCGAUGACUUCCAGACCAUCAGUGGGGUUGUGGAGGGCACAGCAGCUGCCUUCUUCAACACCUUCAAGACCCAGGCGGCUUGUCCUAAUGUCAGGAAUAUCUUUGAAGACCCCUGCUCACACAGUGUGGAGAAUGAGAAGUAUGCCCAGCACUGGUGUUCUCAGCUGACUGAUGCCAGUGGCCCGUUUUCCCAGUGCCACACCACCGUGAACCCUGGCACCUACUUCUCGAACUGCAUGUUUGACACGUGCAACUGUGAGAAGAGUGAGGACUGCAUGUGCGCAGCCCUGUCCUCCUAUGUGCGUGCUUGUGCCGCCAAAGGCGUGCUGCUCAGUGGCUGGAGAGAUGGCAUCUGCGCAAAGGCUACAACUACCUGUCCCAAGUCGAUGACCUACCAAUACCACAUCAGCACCUGCCAGCCCACCUGUCGUGCUCUGAAUGAGGAGGAUGUCACCUGCCAUGUCAACUUCAUCCCUGUAGAUGGUUGCACCUGCCCUGCAGGCACCUUCUUGGAUGAUUCAGGCAAAUGUGUGCAGGCCACCAGCUGUCCCUGCUACCACAGGGGAUCUACAGUUCCCAACGGCGAGUCUGUGCAUGACAGUGGGGCCAUUUGCACCUGCACCCAAGGAACACUGACCUGCAUCGGAGGUCCUGCCCCAACUCCAGUGUGUGAUGCACCCAUGAUCUAUUUUGACUGUCGCAAUGCUGCACCUGGGGACACUGGAGCUGGAUGUCAGAAGAGCUGUCACACCCUGGACAUGACCUGUUACAGCUCUGAAUGUGUGCCUGGCUGUGUGUGCCCGGAUGGGUUGGUGGCAGAUGGUAAUGGAGGCUGUGUUGUUGCUGAGGACUGUCCUUGUGUGCACAAUGAGGCCACUUACAGGCCUGGAGAGACCAUCCGCGUGGGCUGCAACAACUGCACCUGUCAGGACAGGAAGUGGAGGUGCACAGACAAGCCCUGCCUGGCCACCUGUGCUGUGUAUGGGGAUGGCCACUACCUCACUUUUGAUGGGCAGCGCUACAGCUUCAGUGGAGACUGCGAGUACACACUGCUGCAGGACCACUGUGGUGGGAACGGCAGCUCCCAGGAUGCCUUUCGUGUUGUCACAGAGAACAUCCCCUGUGGUACUACAGGAACCACCUGCUCCAAGGACAUCAAGAUCUUCCUGGGGAACUAUGAGCUGAAGCUGAGUGACGGCAAAGUGGAGGUGGUCCAGAAGGGUGUGGGGCAGGAGCCCCCGUACUAUGUCCACCAGAUGGGCAUCUACCUGGUGGUGGAAACCGACGCUGGCCUGGUGCUUAUGUGGGACAGGAAGACCAGCAUCUUUCUCAGACUCAGCCCUGAGUUCAAGGGCAAGGUCUGUGGCCUAUGUGGGAAUUUUGACGACAAUGCCAUCAAUGACUUCACCACACGCAGCCAGUCUGUGGUCGGUGAUGUGCUGGAAUUUGGAAAUAGCUGGAAGUUCUCUCCAUCCUGCCCAGAUGCCCUGGUGCCCAAGGACCCCUGCAUUGCCAACCCUUACCGCAAGUCCUGGGCCCAAAAGCAAUGCAGCAUCAUCAACAGUGAAAGCUUCAAUACCUGCCAUGCCCAUGUGGAACCCACCAAGUACUAUGAAGCCUGUGUGAGUGACGCAUGUGCCUGUGACUCAGGAGGAGACUGCGAGUGUUUCUGUACUGCUGUGGCUGCCUAUGCCCAGGCCUGUCACGAAGUGGGAGUGUGUGUGUCCUGGAGAACACCAGACAUCUGCCCAUUAUUCUGUGACUACUACAACCCAGAGGGUCAGUGUGAGUGGCACUACCAGCCAUGUGGGGUCCCCUGCAUGCGCACCUGCCAGAACCCUAGUGGACACUGCCUAUAUGAUCUCCAUGGCCUUGAAGGCUGCUACCCCAAGUGCCCACCAACAGCCCCUAUCUUUGAUGAGGGUACGAUGCAGUGUGUAUCCAACUGUACAGUCACCCUCUCGCCUCCACCACGGCGUCCCUGCCACAUCAAUGGAAAGUUGUACCGUCUGGGUGCGAAAGUACCUUCAGACAAGAACUGCUAUUCCUGCAUUUGCACAGAGAACGGUGUGAACUGUACCUAUGAUGCUUCUGCCUGUGUCUGUACCUACAAUGGUCAACACUUCCAUCCUGGGAAAAUCAUCUAUCACACGACAGACGGCACAGGAGGCUGCAUCUCUGCAUACUGCAGGGCCAACGGUACCAUCGAAAGAAAUAUCGACACCUGCAGCCCCACUACUCCCAUGCCCCCGACCACUUUCUCCUUCUCCACACCAGUUGUCAUGACUUCAAUGCCACCCUCCAGCAUACAUCCCAGCUCUGCCCCGAGAGUAGCAUACACAGGGUCACCGAGCACAGCUGCAUCAACAAUAAGCAGCAUGUUGUCUGUGAAGACGCCUGCCAGAGCCUCCACUCUGACCACGUCAACUCCUACCUCACGACUCACAUCUUCCUCAUCAGCUCCAAGUCCAUCUACUUCUGCCACAGUUAGUUCCACCACUGUUAAAACAACUCUGUCCAAUACUAGCCCAACUUCAGAGCCAACUUCAGCCACAUCGUCUGUGUCCAUCCCAACCUCAGGAUCCACCACAGCUUCUUUUGAGACGACCCAUGAAUGCAAACGAGAGCUAUGCAGUUGGACUGAUUGGAUGGAUGGCAGCUACCCUGGGCCUGAUAGAAACAGUGGAGAUUUUGACACUUUUGUGAACCUGAGAUCCAAAGGAUACAAGUUCUGUGAGAAGCCACAAAAUGUUGAGUGUAGGGCUCAGUUCUUUCCCAACACACCCCUGGAGGAGCUGGGGCAGAAUGUGACUUGCAACCGAGAGGAAGGGUUAAUCUGUUUGAAUAAAAACCAGCUUCCACCCAUUUGUUACAACUAUGAGAUCCGGAUAGAGUGCUGCACAGUAGUGGACCAGUGCUCCACGGCUUCAGCUGCCACACAUCCUACCCAACAUGAAAUAAGCACAGAAACAAAGACCACUUGGACUAUAAGCUUGCAUUCCCCUUCCAUCAAGGACACCAGUACUCACUCAGCAACCAUACACACGAAGACCUGGCUAACAGGCAGCCCACACACAGUCACCAGACCAGAGACCACACACUGCCAGCUACAGUGCACCUGGACCAAGUGGUUUGACACCGACUUCCCGGAGCCCGGUCCACAUGGAGGGGACCUGGAAACCUACAGCAGCAUCCUGAGGACGGGAGAGAAGAUCUGUCACCGGCCAGAGGAGGUCACACAGCUGGAAUGCAGGGCUGAGAACCACCCUGAGAUGAGGCUUGAGGACCUGGGUCAGGUGGUACAGUGUGACCCCUCUGUGGGCCUGGUGUGCAGGAACCGGGACCAGCAGGACAUGUCUGGGAUGUGCCUCAACUACGAGGUGCGCGUGCUCUGCUGCCGCCUUCCUGAAGGCUGCCCAACCACCACACGUGCCACGCUUUCCAGCACCCCAAGGGACACUGUCACCAGCUCAUCUCCAGGCAUGACAUCUGUGCAUACAGCAAGCAGUACAUCCAUGCCCCCAACCAGGACAACCAUUGUGGAGACUAUCAGCACCACUUCCACACCCCAAACCAGAUCAAUCUCUGGGCAGACUGCCAGCACCAUGUCCACCAGGGACACCAGGACCAUGUCUGUGCAGACAGACAGCAUGACAUUCAUGCCUAAAUCCAGACAAACCUCAGAGCAGCCAGCCAGUACCACCUACACACAUCAAACCAGCUCAGUCUCUGGGCAGACGGCCAGCACCAUGUCCACCAGAGACACCAGGACCAUGUCUGUGCAGACAGACAGCACAACAUCCAUGCCUAAAUCCAGACAAACCUCUAGGCAACCAGUGAGCACCACUUCCAAACCCCAAACCAGCUCAGUCUCUGGGCAGACUGCCAGCACCAUGCACACCAGAGACACCAGGACCAUGUCUGUGCAGACAGACAGCACGACAUUCAUGCCUAAAUCCAGACAAACCUCAGAGCAGCCAGCCAGUACCACCUACAUACCCCAAACCAGCUCAGUCUCUGGGCAGACGGCUAGCACCAUGCACACCAGAGACACCAGAACCACCUCUGAGAAGACAACCAAUAUCAUGUCCACCAGGAAAUCCAGGACCAUGUCUGUGCAGACAGACAGCACGACAUCCAUGCCUAAAUCCAGACAAACCUCUAGGCAACCAGUGAGCACCACUUCCAAACCCCAAACCAGCUCAGUCUCUGGGCAGACGGCCAGCACCAUGCCCACCAGGGACACCAGGACCACCUCUGGGCAGACUGCCAGCACAACAUUCAUGGGAAAAACCAGUGCCAUCUCUGUGCCUGGAACCAGAGCCACCUCUGCCCCUCUCAGCACCACAAGCCCUGGGCCUGAUUCUGGCAUGACGUCCUCCCCAGAGACCACACACUGCCAGCUACAGUGCACCUGGACCAAGUGGUUUGACACCGACUUCCCGGAGCCCGGUCCACAUGGAGGGGACCUGGAAACCUACAGCAGCAUCCUGAGGACGGGAGAGCAGAUCUGUCACCGGCCAGAGGAGGUCACACAGCUGGAAUGCAGGGCUGAGAACCACCCUGAGAUGAGGCUUGAGGACCUGGGUCAGGUGGUACAGUGUGACCCCUCUGUGGGCCUGGUGUGCAGGAACCGGGACCAGCAGGACAUGUCUGGGAUGUGCCUCAACUACGAGGUGCGCGUGCUCUGCUGCCGCCUUCCUGAAGGCUGCCCAACCACCACACGUGCCACGCUUUCCAGCACCCCAAGGGACACUGUCACCAGCUCAUCUCCAGGCAUGACAUCUGUGCAUACAGCAAGCAGUACAUCCAUGCCCCCAACCAGGACAACCAUUGUGGAGACUAUCAGCACCACUUCCACACCCCAAACCAGAUCAAUCUCUGGGCAGACUGCCAGCACCAUGUCCACCAGGGACACCAGGACCAUGUCUGUGCAGACAGACAGCAUGACAUUCAUGCCUAAAUCCAGACAAACCUCAGAGCAGCCAGCCAGUACCACCUACACACAUCAAACCAGCUCAGUCUCUGGGCAGACGGCCAGCACCAUGUCCACCAGAGACACCAGGACCAUGUCUGUGCAGACAGACAGCACAACAUCCAUGCCUAAAUCCAGACAAACCUCUAGGCAACCAGUGAGCACCACUUCCAAACCCCAAACCAGCUCAGUCUCUGGGCAGACUGCCAGCACCAUGCACACCAGAGACACCAGGACCAUGUCUGUGCAGACAGACAGCACGACAUUCAUGCCUAAAUCCAGACAAACCUCAGAGCAGCCAGCCAGUACCACCUACAUACCCCAAACCAGCUCAGUCUCUGGGCAGACGGCUAGCACCAUGCACACCAGAGACACCAGAACCACCUCUGAGAAGACAACCAAUAUCAUGUCCACCAGGAAAUCCAGGACCAUGUCUGUGCAGACAGACAGCACGACAUCCAUGCCUAAAUCCAGACAAACCUCUAGGCAACCAGUGAGCACCACUUCCAAACCCCAAACCAGCUCAGUCUCUGGGCAGACGGCCAGCACCAUGCCCACCAGGGACACCAGGACCACCUCUGGGCAGACUGCCAGCACAACAUUCAUGGGAAAAACCAGUGCCAUCUCUGUGCCUGGAACCAGAGCCACCUCUGCCCCUCUCAGCACCACAAGCCCUGGGCCUGAUUCUGGCAUGACGUCCUCCCCAGAGACCACACACUGCCAGCUACAGUGCACCUGGACCAAGUGGUUUGACACCGACUUCCCGGAGCCCGGUCCACAUGGAGGGGACCUGGAAACCUACAGCAGCAUCCUGAGGACGGGAGAGAAGAUCUGUCACCGGCCAGAGGAGGUCACACAGCUGGAAUGCAGGGCUGAGAACCACCCUGAGAUGAGGCUUGAGGACCUGGGUCAGGUGGUACAGUGUGACCCCUCUGUGGGCCUGGUGUGCAGGAACCGGGACCAGCAGGACAUGUCUGGGAUGUGCCUCAACUACGAGGUGCGCGUGCUCUGCUGCCGCCUUCCUGAAGGCUGCCCAACCACCACACGUGCCACGCUUUCCAGCACCCCAAGGGACACUGUCACCAGCUCAUCUCCAGGCAUGACAUCUGUGCAUACAGCAAGCAGUACAUCCAUGCCCCCAACCAGGACAACCAUUGUGGAGACUAUCAGCACCACUUCCACACCCCAAACCAGAUCAAUCUCUGGGCAGACUGCCAGCACCAUGUCCACCAGGGACACCAGGACCAUGUCUGUGCAGACAGACAGCAUGACAUUCAUGCCUAAAUCCAGACAAACCUCAGAGCAGCCAGCCAGUACCACCUACACACAUCAAACCAGCUCAGUCUCUGGGCAGACGGCCAGCACCAUGUCCACCAGAGACACCAGGACCAUGUCUGUGCAGACAGACAGCACAACAUCCAUGCCUAAAUCCAGACAAACCUCUAGGCAACCAGUGAGCACCACUUCCAAACCCCAAACCAGCUCAGUCUCUGGGCAGACUGCCAGCACCAUGCACACCAGAGACACCAGGACCAUGUCUGUGCAGACAGACAGCACGACAUUCAUGCCUAAAUCCAGACAAACCUCAGAGCAGCCAGCCAGUACCACCUACAUACCCCAAACCAGCUCAGUCUCUGGGCAGACGGCUAGCACCAUGCACACCAGAGACACCAGAACCACCUCUGAGAAGACAACCAAUAUCAUGUCCACCAGGAAAUCCAGGACCAUGUCUGUGCAGACAGACAGCACGACAUCCAUGCCUAAAUCCAGACAAACCUCUAGGCAACCAGUGAGCACCACUUCCAAACCCCAAACCAGCUCAGUCUCUGGGCAGACGGCCAGCACCAUGCCCACCAGGGACACCAGGACCACCUCUGGGCAGACUGCCAGCACAACAUUCAUGGGAAAAACCAGUGCCAUCUCUGUGCCUGGAACCAGAGCCACCUCUGCCCCUCUCAGCACCACAAGCCCUGGGCCUGAUUCUGGCAUGACGUCCUCCCCAGAGACCACACACUGCCAGCUACAGUGCACCUGGACCAAGUGGUUUGACACCGACUUCCCGGAGCCCGGUCCACAUGGAGGGGACCUGGAAACCUACAGCAGCAUCCUGAGGACGGGAGAGAAGAUCUGUCACCGGCCAGAGGAGGUCACACAGCUGGAAUGCAGGGCUGAGAACCACCCUGAGAUGAGGCUUGAGGACCUGGGUCAGGUGGUACAGUGUGACCCCUCUGUGGGCCUGGUGUGCAGGAACCGGGACCAGCAGGACAUGUCUGGGAUGUGCCUCAACUACGAGGUGCGCGUGCUCUGCUGCCGCCUUCCUGAAGGCUGCCCAACCACCACACGUGCCACGCUUUCCAGCACCCCAAGGGACACUGUCACCAGCUCAUCUCCAGGCAUGACAUCUGUGCAUACAGCAAGCAGUACAUCCAUGCCCCCAACCAGGACAACCAUUGUGGAGACUAUCAGCACCACUUCCACACCCCAAACCAGAUCAAUCUCUGGGCAGACUGCCAGCACCAUGUCCACCAGGGACACCAGGACCAUGUCUGUGCAGACAGACAGCAUGACAUUCAUGCCUAAAUCCAGACAAACCUCAGAGCAGCCAGCCAGUACCACCUACACACAUCAAACCAGCUCAGUCUCUGGGCAGACGGCCAGCACCAUGUCCACCAGGGACACCAGGACCAUGUCUGUGCAGACAGACAGCACGACAUCCAUGCCUGGAUCCAGACAAACUUCUGAGCAGACAGCUAGUAUGACCUCCAAACCCAAAACCAGAUCAAAACCUAUAGGAAAAUCUGUCACCACCUCUGGGCAGAAGAAGUCCAGCACCAUGUCUACCACAGGUACCAGCACCAUCUCUGAGAAGACAGCCAGUGCCACCUAUAUACCCCAAACCAGCUCAGUCUCUGGGCAGACGGCCAGCACCAUGUCCACCAGGGAAUCCAGGACGAUGUCUGUGCAGACAGACAGCACAACAUCCAUGCCUAAAUCCAGACAAACCUCUAGGCAACCAGUGAGCACCACUUCCAAACCCCAAACCAGCUCAGUCUCUGGGCAGACGGCCAGCACCAUGUCCACCAGGGAAUCCAGGACGAUGUCUGUGCAGACAGACAGCACAACAUCCAUGCCUAAAUCCAGACAAACCUCUAGGCAACCAGUGAGCACUACUUCCAAACCCCAAACCAGAUCAAUCUCUGGGCAGACUGCCAGCACCAUGCACACCAGGGACACCAGGACCAUGUCUGUGCAGACAGACAGUAUGACAUCCAUGCCUGGAUCCAGACAAACCUCUGGGCAACCCUUCCGCACCAUCUACAUACCCCAAACUAGCUCAGUCUCUGGGCAGACGGCCAGCACCAUGCACACCAGAGACACCAGAACCACCUCUGAGAAGACAACCAAUAUCAUGUCCACCAGGGAAUCCAGGACCAUGUCUGUGCAGACAGACAGCACGACAUCCAUGCCUAAAUCCAGACAAACCUCUAGGCAACCAGUGAGCACCACUUCCAAACCCCAAACCAGCUCAGUCUCUGGGCAGACGGCCAGCACCAUGCCCACCAGGGACACCAGGACCACCUCUGGGCAGACUGCCAGCACAACAUUCAUGGGAAAAACCAGUGCCAUCUCUGUGCCUGGAACCAGAGCCACCUCUGCCCCUCUCAGCACCACAAGCCCUGGGCCUGAUUCUGGCAUGACGUCCUCCCCAGAGACCACACACUGCCAGCUACAGUGCACCUGGACCAAGUGGUUUGACACCGACUUCCCGGAGCCCGGUCCACAUGGAGGGGACCUGGAAACCUACAGCAGCAUCCUGAGGACGGGAGAGAAGAUCUGUCACCGGCCAGAGGAGGUCACACAGCUGGAAUGCAGGGCUGAGAACCACCCUGAGAUGAGGCUUGAGGACCUGGGUCAGGUGGUACAGUGUGACCCCUCUGUGGGCCUGGUGUGCAGGAACCGGGACCAGCAGGACAUGUCUGGGAUGUGCCUCAACUACGAGGUGCGCGUGCUCUGCUGCCGCCUUCCUGAAGGCUGCCCAACCACCACACGUGCCACGCUUUCCAGCACCCCAAGGGACACUGUCACCAGCUCAUCUCCAGGCAUGACAUCUGUGCAUACAGCAAGCAGUACAUCCAUGCCCCCAACCAGGACAACCAUUGUGGAGACUAUCAGCACCACCUCCACACCCCAAACCAGAUCAACACCUGUAGGAAAAUCUGUCACCACUACUGGGCAAAUAGCCAGCACCAUGUCCAUCAGGCGCACCAGAACCCCCUCUGUGCAGACAGCUAGCACCAAGUCCACCAGGCGCCCCAGGACGCGGACUGCACAUGUAGCCAGCACCACAUCCACCAGGCACUCCAGAACCCCGAUUGCACAUAUAGUCAGCACCACGUCCACCACAAGCACCAGAACUCCAUCUGUGCAGACAGCCAGCACCAAGUUCACCAGGCGCCCCAGGACCCGGACUGCAAAUGUAGCCAGCACCACGUCCACCAGGCACCCCAGGACUCCGAUUGCACAUAUAAUCAGCACCAUGUCUACCAGGAGCACUGGAACCCCGUCUAUGCAAACAGCCAGCAAGACAUUCAUGGGAAAAACCAGUGCCAUCUCUGUGCCUGGAACCAGAGCCACCUCUGCCCCUCUCAGCACCACAAGCCCUGGGCCUGAUUCUGGCAUGACGUCCUCCCCAGAGACCACACACUGCCAGCUACAGUGCACCUGGACCAAGUGGUUUGACACCGACUUCCCGGAGCCCGGUCCACAUGGAGGGGACCUGGAAACCUACAGCAGCAUCCUGAGGACGGGAGAGAAGAUCUGUCACCGGCCAGAGGAGAUCACACAGCUGGAAUGCAGGGCUGAGAACCACCCUGAGAUGAGGCUUGAGGACCUGGGUCAGGUGGUACAGUGUGACCCCUCUGUGGGCCUGGUGUGCAGGAACCGGGACCAGCAGGACAUGUCUGGGAUGUGCCUCAACUACGAGGUGCGCGUGCUCUGCUGCCGCCUUCCUGAAGGCUGCCCUGGGACCUAUGGGACUUCCCCAGUGACAUCAUCUCACAAGCCUUCAUUUCCAGUUGUGUCACCCUCAUCUGUGUCCCCAUCCUCAUUGUCCAGCCCCAGGGUACACUCUGCCAUCCCUUGUUUGUGUAACGUGUCAGACCAUUUAUACCCUAUCGGAUCCAUCAUCUACAGCCAGACAGAUCUUGAUGGCCACUGUUACUAUGCAUUGUGCAGCCAGGACUGCCAGGUGGUUAGAAGGGUUAGUCAGAUCUGCCCCUCCACCAUGCCACCGCCUACCCCAGCUCUGUCCACCUCUACAUCUAUCAUCACACCUACCACUGAGCAGGAUAGGUGCAAUGUGUUUCCUCCAAGAAUGAAAGGGGAGACCUGGCCCAUGCCUAAUUGCUCCCAAGCUACCUGUGAGGGCAACAAUGUCAUUUCCCUGAGCCCACGCCAGUGCCCAGAAGUGAAGGCACCAUCUUGUGCCAACGGCUACCCACCCUUGAAGGUGGAUGACAAGGACAGUUGCUGCCAGCACUACCAAUGCCAGUGCGUUUGCAGUGGAUGGGGUGAUCCCCACUACAUCACGUUUGAUGGCACCUACUACACUUUCCUGGAUAAUUGCACGUAUGUGCUGGUGCAGCAGAUAGUGCCUGUGUUUGGAUACUUCCGUGUGCUCAUUGACAACUACUUCUGUGACCUGGGAGACAGUGUUUCCUGCCCGCAGUCCAUCAUUGUGGAGUACCACCAGGACCGUGUGGUCCUGACCCGCAGGCCAGUUGGCGGGAUCAUGACCAACCAGAUCAUCUUCAACAACAAGGUAGUCAGUCCUGGAUUCCAGCAGAAUGGCAUUGUCGUCUCCCGUGUGGGUAUCAAGAUGUACGUUACCAUCCAGGAGAUUGGUGUCCAGGUCAUGUUCUCAGGCCUCAUCUUCUCUGUUGAGGUGCCCUUCAACCUCUUUGCCAACAACACAGAGGGCCAAUGUGGCACUUGCACCAAUGACAAGAAGGAUGAGUGCCGCCUGCCUGGAGGGGCAGUAACCUCUUCUUGUUCUGAUAUGGCUCUCCAUUGGAAGGUGCCCAACCAGCCUUCCUGCCAAGGGCCUCCUCCAACAUCAACUUCAGUGAUAUCCAGUCCUUCACCGACCCCAUGCCCACCAUCGCCAAUCUGUCAGCUCAUCCUAAGCAAAGUCUUCCAGUCCUGCCAUGGCAUCAUCCCUCCACUGCCAUUCUAUGAAGGAUGCCUAUUCGACUUCUGCCAUGGGUUGGGUUCAGAGGUGGUGUGCUCAAGCCUAGAGCUCUAUGCAUCACUCUGUGCAGCCCAAGGCCGGUGCAUCCCCUGGAGAAGCCAGACCAACAAUACCUGCCCAUUCACCUGCCCUGCUAACAAAGUAUACCAGCCAUGUGGCCCAACCAACCCUCACUACUGCUAUAGGAAUGAUGACAUCAGCACCAGCUUGACCCUCCAAGAAGCUGGCCCCUUUACAGAAGGCUGCUUCUGUCCGGACGACACAACACUUUUCAGUACUAAUGAUUCAAUCUGCGUGCCUUCCUGCCAGUGGUGUCUGGGGCCUCAAGGAGAACCUGUGGAGCCGGGCCACACCAUCAGCUUCGACUGUCAGGACUGCAUCUGCAAGGAGGCCACGCUGACCUGCCAAAGGAAGCUCUGUCCCCAGGCCACCUGCCUGGAGCAAGGCUUUGUGCCAGUGCCUGAAGCCCUGGAGGCUGGCCAGUGUUGUCCUCAGUUCAGCUGUGUCUGCAACUCCAGUCACUGCCCUCCUCCUCUGCACUGCCCAGAGAAUUCUAGCCUGAUGGUCACAUACGAGGAGGGAGCUUGCUGCCCAAGCCAAAAUUGCAGUGGUCGGCAGGGCUGUGAAGUCAACGGGACUCUCUAUCAGCCUGGUGAUGUGGUCUCCUCCAGCCCAUGCGAAACAUGCUUGUGUCAGGCGCCCAGCAAUCCCCAUUCAGAUGUCUUUGUGAUCAGCUGUGAGACUGAACUCUGCAACACUCUAUGCCCCAUGGGCUUUGAGUACCAGUCCAAACCAGGACAGUGUUGUGGCGGGUGUGUGCAGAAGGGCUGCACCUUUAAAAACAGCAGCAGCUCUACUGUCUACUACUACCUUCCUGGUGAGUCCUGGCCAGAACCUGGGGACCCCUGUGUGACUCAUAAGUGUGAGAUGCUCCAAGAAGUAUUCAUAGUCGUGACAACGAAGAGGGAGUGCCCCAAGAUCAGCUGUCCACAGGGCCAGGUACAGCUGAGAGAAGAUGGUUGCUGCCAUGACUGCGUCAUCCCCCAGCAAAAAUGCACAGUACACCAAAGACAGCAGAUCAUCUAUCAGCAAAAUUGCAGCUCCGAGGGACCAGUGAGCCUCUCCUACUGCCAGGGCAACUGCGGGGACAGCACCUCUAUGUACUCGCUGGAGGCCAACACAGUGGAACACAAGUGUGAGUGCUGCCAGGAGCUGCAAACCUCACAAAGGAAUGUGACUCUGCACUGUGAUGAUGGCUCGAGUCGCACCUACAGCUACACCCAGGUUGAAAAGUGUGGCUGCCUGGGCCAGCGGUGCCAUGCUCUAGGCGACACAAGCUACUCAGAGUCUUCAGACUCAGUGUUCAAGUCCAAGGAAAGCAAAGAACAUGGCCAGCAGUCAGCAUUCAGGGCCAGCAAGGAGAUGCCCGGGUCUUCCCAGUAAACUGAGCAACACUGCUAUCCCAGAACACCACCCAAAGGUCCUCUUGAGGCCAGCAGGACGUGUGCUGCUUGUUCAAGUGGCUUGAAUUCCAGACAUUCCUACCCACCACUUCCUCUCCAAGAGGGACAUCGACCCCAGCUGUCCUCGGAGGGAGAGGUCCUUUCCACCAUUUAGGAGCCUGAGGGCCACUGGACUCCUUUGGAAAGAACUUCAGCAUCAAAGGAUCCCAUAAAGGAGUCACUUGCAUGCAGAUGUCAUCUGCCUGGCCUCACUCUCCCCUCAGCCCUGCACCUGUGCCCCUUUCAGGGAAUGGCCAAUUUGUUUUAUAAAUACACUCAGAGCAUUUGUGGA
Molecule: messenger RNA, 14748 nt
Organism: Phodopus roborovskii (desert hamster)
Lineage: Eukaryota; Metazoa; Chordata; Mammalia; Rodentia; Cricetidae
Gene: Muc5ac
Product: mucin 5AC, oligomeric mucus/gel-forming
Exons: 49
Coding region: 1-14397 (4798 amino acids)
Cellular component (GO): extracellular matrix
Molecular function (GO): protein binding
Source: RefSeq, a predicted model, not a curated record